Sinocyclocheilus anshuiensis is the source of this 911-nucleotide messenger RNA. RefSeq names its product palladin-like. NCBI's taxonomy places the organism in Eukaryota, Metazoa, Chordata, Actinopteri, Cypriniformes, Cyprinidae. The record is from RefSeq and is a predicted model, not a curated record. The transcript has 8 exons. Gene Ontology annotation, molecular function: protein kinase activity. The annotation marks the transcript as partial.
GCCUGUCCCCACUUCUCCAUUUCUUUCACUGGGUAGAAGACUUCCAGUCAAAGAGGGGGGCAAACAAGACUUGCUGUGCACUCUCUUCGAGAGGGGAAGAGUGCAACAAGGUGGGAUUCUGUCUUCCUAACGUCCUUUAACCUUGGUGUUAUCAGCCCAGGGGAAUUUGCAGUGGCCCCUCCACACUAAGAGGAUACACCGUGCCUCCUGCUGGGCUCAUCCACACUCUUUGGAGAUACUGGAAACAUGGCACAGAUUCAGAAAAAAACCUCAACUAUGUCCCUAACUAUAUCAUCAUGCUCCCGUGACACAUCCUCCUCCUCCUCAUCUUCAUCAUCAUCAUCAUCUUCUGCUACAAUACAGCAGAGGCACUCAAGUUUAGUACAGCCUGUCUGCAUUAGUCCUCAAAUGGUUCAGAACACAAACCAGGGUUCAGGGAAUCCCGGAGUGUCUCCAACUUUUGUCAAGUGUCUUCAUGACGUGAGUACAGUGAAGGGGCAGCUGGUGGUCCUGGAGUGCAGGAUCAGAGGAGCUCCUCCGCUGCAGAUCUCCUGGUUCAGAGAGAACGAGCAGAUCAUCGACUCGGCAGACUUCCGGAUUCUUAGAAAGAAGGCAAGUUCAGCUUCUGUUCCUGAGGAAUUGUGCACCCUCGUGAUCACAGAGGCGUAUCCAGAAGAUUCUGGAAUAUUUAAAUGCACAGCAUCAAAUCAGUUUGGAACAGUAACAUGCAGUGCUAUUCUUGAAGUAUAUACAGACCUAGGGGAGGUUUUGGGAGCCGAGGAUGAGCCUUCCUCUCUAAGCUCAGCUGGACUAGAGCCGGAUGACCAGCCCUUGUUACUACAAGACACACUAAUUCCUCCUCCAGAAUGGCCUGACAGCUCUGAGGAAGAGACUGCUGCCCCUGUAGCACG